AAAACCAAUUUCUUGUUUGUUAGUCGGAAAAUGAUCGAUGCAAAUUCUGUUCAUCAACACUUCAUAUAGAAAAUUAUGGAUUUAGGCGAUAUAGGAUGCGAUAAGAGGAGAUCAGAAAGAAAAGAAAAGAAAAGUGUUUAAUAGGUAUAAUGAAUGAAAUAGUGGUAAAUGUGUAUGAUUAUGCUGCUAAUUUACUUGCUUCUCAACACUCUGUCACUGUUAUGUGAGAUCAAAAGGCUAUCUUUCCUGUUUCUUGCACAGUAUCGGACGCUGCCCAUGUCUACUUCUGUAAAAUCCCGAGAUGUUUGUAUUGUUGGCGUUGCUCGGACGCCAAUGGGCGGUUUGCUUGGCUCCCUAUCAUCUCUUUCUGCAACAGAGUUAGGCUCAAUUGUUAUUAAGAAUGCUCUCAAAAGAGCAAAUGUUGAUCCUUCGCUUGUGCAAGAGGUGUUCUUUGGGAAUGUUCUUAGUGCAAAUUUAGGGCAGGCUCCUGCAAGACAGGCUGCACUAGGUGCAGGAAUACCAACAUCUGUAGUCUGCACCACUAUUAACAAGGUGUGUGCAUCAGGGAUGAAAGCUACCAUGCUUGCAGCACUGACCAUACAAUUCGGUCUCAACGAUAUUGUUGUGGCUGGUGGCAUGGAAAGCAUGUCAAAUUCACCUAAGUACCUUGCCGCAGCCAGGAAAGGAUCUCGGUAUGGACACGAUACUAUCAUAGAUGGUAUGGUCAAAGAUGGCCUUUGGGAUGUCUAUAAUGACUUUGGAAUGGGAGCUUGUGCCGAACUAUGUGCAGAUCAACAUGUCAUAACAAGAGAUGAGCAGGACUCUUAUGCUAUUCAAAGCUUUGAGAGAGGAAUAUCUGCACAAAAGGCUGGUCAUUUUGCUUGGGAGAUAGUUCCGGUUGAGGUUUCCAGUGGAAGAGGGAAGCCUUCCACGCUUGUUGAUAGAGAUGAAGGUUUGGGAAAGUUUGAUGCUGCAAAAUUAAGGAAGCUUCGACCGAGCUUUAAACCGGUUGGGGGUUCUGUGACUGCUGGCAAUGCAUCUAGCAUAAGUGAUGGUGCUGCUGCAUUAGUUUUGGUGAGUGGAGAGAAGGCACUUGAGCUUGGAUUGCACGUAAUUGCAAAGAUAAAAGGAUAUGGGGAUGCAGCUAAGGCACCCGAAUUAUUUACAACUGCUCCUGCCCUUGCAAUACCAAAAGCCAUAUCAAAUGCUGGCCUUGAGGCUUCUCAAAUAGAUUACUAUGAAAUAAAUGAAGCUUUUUCUGUUGUGGCUCUUGCAAAUCAGAAGCUUCUUGGUCUUAAUCCUGAAAAAGUUAAUGCACAUGGUGGAGCUGUAUCAUUGGGUCAUCCCUUGGGUUGCAGUGGAGCUCGAAUCUUAGUCACAUUAUUAGGGGUAUUGAGACAGAAGAGAGGGAAGUAUGGUGUUGCCGCCAUCUGCAAUGGGGGAGGAGGAGCAUCUGCUCUUGUCCUUGAGCUCAUGCCAGUUGCUGUGGGACGUUCUUUAUUAUGACAACAAUCUCCUUGCAUCUUACUACUUUGCAACACCAAUACACCUAUUUUCUCUUGAAAAGGAUAAAAUAUGUAAUAAGCUUGGUCAAUGGAAGGAACGGUUUCGUUUCAGUGUAA
This is a messenger RNA of Vigna umbellata (rice bean), 1622 nucleotides long. Its product is annotated as acetyl-CoA acetyltransferase 2-like. The record is from RefSeq and is a predicted model, not a curated record. Gene Ontology annotation, molecular function: acetyl-CoA C-acetyltransferase activity. Lineage: Eukaryota; Viridiplantae; Streptophyta; Magnoliopsida; Fabales; Fabaceae. Gene Ontology annotation, cellular component: mitochondrion. Gene Ontology annotation, biological process: fatty acid beta-oxidation.